UAGAAACCCAGCAUUCGUUGGUUUCGGCUAUUCCCAGCAUGCCAGCAUAUAACGUUCUGUUCUGUUAUAUUCUGGGACCGUGGGUCCGCAGAUAAAGUGUUUGAACUACAGAAGGUUCUCUUCGAUAGGAGUGUUAAGGAUUACUGUAUCUGAAACCUACAGACCCACACAAGUUUUGGAACCGUGAAUCGUGGCGCUUUUGUGAAUGUAAACCUUGGUCGUUCGCGAUUAAAUGCUCACAGCUGUAAUGGGUGUUGAUGAUGUAUUUGAUAGCAUAGCCCAGGACUGAACAUGCAACACACACGCACACCGACUUCGAACUUAAACAGCGCUGCGGUUCGGCUCGGCAGUAUGCGAUGUGAUUACUGAUACAGUCACGUGCGUUUUUUUUCUUCUUUAGGACCCAGGGGGAGUGAUUGGCACGGAAAGACAGUUCGCUGUUUGAGUGGUGAAAACAGAUAGAAGACCGAGGGGAAGACAGUCACCUGGUGGUGAAGGACCGUAAAACAAGAUAAAGGAAAUCUCUGCGCUGCCAGAAAUCCACCUUCCCUCUCCCUUUAACUCUCAACAUUUUUUCUUCGCUGACAGAGCAGGAGAAUUCAGAUGCAUAGGCUCUUCCAGUGCGAACACGACAGUAGUGAUUCUGUUGGAACUGCGCUCACCAAGGAAAGAACACAUCUUUGGGUUUUGGCUACAGAUCACGAGUCUGAAACGGGUUUUCCUGAUACAUCGAUUACCGGGAUUUAGAAGCACCGUUCUUUGCGCGCUGCCCCUCCAAACUGAACACAUUUCUUAAAUUUGCCGCAUCAAGAUGUUGAAGGAACCGGGUUUCUGGGUUUGCAGCAGCAGUUUUGCCUGCCGCUUGCUCAUUGCCGGAGACAAACCGACCUCACGUUGAUGGAAUAAGAAUUAUCUGGCUAAAUUAGCUGGGAGAGUCGUCUAACUGACAAAUCAUCCCCACUAAUUUACUGAGAAGUGUGAAGUGAAUUAUUAUUUUUGCUUUAUUUAUUUAUUUUUUAGCUUCGGGAUUCGUGAUCAGUGGGAAUGAGACUGAUGAUUUCUGCAGGGGAUAGGCGGACUGGGACGAGUUUAAGCCGGGAACUACAAGUCUAGAAUUUAACAAGUUUGAAAGACUUCAUCUACGUAUAUGGACCGAUCAGCGUCAUUGGAUAUUGAGGCUCUGAAGAUGACCCAGGAGCAGUACAUGCUGGCGGCCCAGCCCAACCACCUGCAGCGGCCGGCCUGCGCUCAGGCCUACCCGGUGGGCAUAUACGGCUGGAGGAAGCGCUGCCUCUACUUCUUCGUCCUGCUGCUGCUGGUCACCAUGAUCGUCAACCUGGCCUUGACCAUAUGGAUCCUCAAGGUCAUGAACUUCACAGUGGAUGGAAUGGGCGAUCUUCGCAUAACCAAACAAGGCGUGAGGUUGGAGGGCGUGUCCGAGUUCCUCCUCCCACUCUAUGUCAAAGAAAUGCAAUCGAGGAAGGACAGCCCCCUGGUCCUGCAGUCGGACAGGAACGUGACGGUCAACGCCAGGAACGGCCUUGGUCAGCUGACGGGACAGCUGACAGUGGGGUCUGAGAUGGUGGAAGCACAGUGCCAGAGGUUCGAGGUGCGCAGCAGCGACGGGGAGAAGGUUCUGUUUUCGGCCGAUGAGGAGGAGAUCAGCAUCGGCGUGGAGAAGCUGCGGGUGACAGGAACAGAGGGAGUGGUCUUUGAACAUUCCGUGGAGACGCCACACGUCCGAGCAGAACCUUUUCAGGACCUGAAGCUGGAGUCCCCGACCAGGACCCUGGUGAUGGAGGCCCCCAAGGGGGUGGAGAUCAGCGCGGACGUGGGGGACCUCAGAACCACCUGCCGAAAAGACCUGCUGCUGCAGUCCACGGAGGGAGAGAUAUUUUUGAACGCGAACACAAUCCGACUGGGGAACAUCCCGCAUGGCACACCGGCGACGCCGCUGGGGCCGACGUACCCGAAACUGACUGUCUUUGAGCUGUGCGUGUGCCCGAGCGGGAAGCUGUACCUGUCCCCCGCCGGGACGGGGUCCACCUGCCAGUCCACCAGCAACGUCUGUAUGUGGAGCUGAAGGCGGUCUCCAUGUCCUCCACCAGAAAAGCCUUUGGUACAGUACUGUCCUCACAACCUUCCUGGCCCCGCCCCCUUGCCUCCUGUCCCUUUUAACCCCUCCCUCGAUUGCCCUUUCUCCGCCCCCCCCACCCCGCAAACCACACCCCUUCGACCCCUCCCCUCCAGUCGAAAAUCAGGAAUCGCAGAAACGCUACCAGGGCCUGUUCCCUCUUCCUUCCGGACCGUACAGGAGCAAAAACAGAGCCUCUUUUUUAUUUUUGUAAACAGACUUGGAAACAGAGAUGCUUUGGUGGAGGGUGGGGGAGCGAGCAGGCGGGGGUGGGGCUACACAAACCAGGGGAGCGGAGAGGUGUGCACACGGAAUGUCCGGAGGUUCCCGUAUGAACUGUCUACGAGAAAAGGAACUAAACAAAAAAAUAAACACAGGUGCCUUUGCUAAUGUCGGUGAAGCACAUCAUUUACGGCAUAUACCACUCUCAUCGUUGGUUUCACGAAUACUGACUUCACUAUCUCUCUCUCUCUCUUUCUGUCUCUCUGCAUAAGGACCGAUUUUUUUUUCCUCACAAAUUCCCCCUUUCUCUUCCCUCUGAAUGAAAUCCACGUGAUUCUUCUACAGUAUGCAUUUCUUUACUGUUUUACUAAAAAGCACAACUUAUGCCAUGUAUAUAAAAAUCCAAAUAAAUGAUAAAAAAGUUUAAAAAUAUACAGGUUUUUAAAGAUUCUGUAUCUGAGAAUGCUCAACGGUACUUUAUAAUAUUUAGUUACCACAGUCAUGUAUAUUUUUAUGUGUUUGCUUUGAGGGGUCAAAGUAUUCCCAAUCAGUCUUUUUCUACAAUUAAUAUGUUAAAUAUUGUGUAAAAAAAAUACCUUUGAAGUUAUUUCUGGGGGACUACUAAAAAUUAUUCUGUUGAUCCCAAGAACAGGCAGUAUUUUCUUUUGUUUUCAGUUCCAACAGGUGGCAACCAAAUCCACUUCUAAGAUUCAUACACGAUUUUCCUUGCAUAACUUCCAACCUCAAUAAAAAAAGAAAUUAAUGAAGCAUAUAAUUUGUUAACUCUGUUAGACACAAUAAAAUUGGUAUUUUAUCCAGUCGAAGGAAGGUGAAUAUUUUGCUUUGUCAACAGUGAUUCAGAAAGUGUGUCAGGCAGGACCGCGCGGUGUCCCUGGGGACAUCGUUAACGAGGAAGAGCGAGUGAUUAAACGCAUGGUGCUGUUUCACUGCAACCACAACGCGCUCUCCAAGAGCGGGCCUCCCACCAGAAACGUGCGACAGCACACACGUGUUCCAGUCUGAUUUGGGCCACGUGACCUGAUUUGGGCUAUGGUGACAUCUGCCCACCGGUGUUCCAAGGUUGAGGUUUUGCACUACCCCCUAGUGAUUUUCACCCAUUUGGCUGGCAACAGAAACAACGGGGUUGCGCUCGCUGGAAGAGGACGAUUUCGAAAGAGAUCGAUUCGAUCGAACUGCCGUAACAGCGGAAGUUAUUGCUAUUGGAAUUCAUUGAGGAUUUCCCUUGUUCAAAACCCUACUGCCUGAAUUAGUGACGAGUGGCCUGACCUCAGCCAAGAUCACUUCAUAACUGAACUGACCCCUUUUUUCCAGCAGGUAUGCUUAACAGACUGAGUACAUAGACUGUUUUCCUGUUAGAAUAAAAUUGCACAUGAAAGACACACAUAGCGUGCAUUCUCAUUUGGACUAAGUAUAGCUCUCACACUAAAUCCCUGCAUGCACGACAGCUAUAUGUUUCUGACUUGCUGUUGUGCUCAGCUUUACUUCUGUUGUUUAUGACAUAUUAUUUAUGUACAUACUGUUGUAAAUAACGUAUUUUAAAAUUAUUGGAAAAUAUAUUUUCUUAUAAUUCUA
Anguilla anguilla (European eel) is the source of this 3949-nucleotide messenger RNA. RefSeq names its product zeta-sarcoglycan-like. Lineage: Eukaryota; Metazoa; Chordata; Actinopteri; Anguilliformes; Anguillidae. Gene Ontology annotation, cellular component: sarcolemma; sarcoglycan complex. The transcript is spliced from 8 exons. Gene Ontology annotation, biological process: heart contraction; cardiac muscle tissue development. The record is from RefSeq and is a predicted model, not a curated record. The coding region runs from base 1148 to 2083 and encodes 311 amino acids.